GUUAAAGGUGAGGAAUGCGCUGGCAAACCAACUGAGCUCUCAGCACGUCUCUGGUUCAAUACCACUAACCUUCUGUGGGAGUGACAUAAGUCAAGGUCUCUCUCUCUGCCUCUCUCCCACAAACAGCUGAUAGGACCCCAUAUCUCGAUUGAUUUCCCAAUGUCCAUGCUUCAACACACAGCCACAGCUUAUAAAAGGAGCACCAACGCAUUAAAGCUCAGCCAUCACAGUUGUCAUUCUCAAUCCUGCAAACGCACAAGAGGACGGUGUGAAUUGGCAGGGCCAGGAUGCAGACAGCUUUACGCGUGCUGUGUGCGGUUCUCUGUGUGACCGGGGUCCUCUCUUCUCCACUAAAGGCGGUUCAGAGCGGUGUAAAGCUGGCGUCUAUGGACGAGGUGAGCGUUCUCAUGUACGGUGUGCUGCAGUUCAGCGAAUCCCUGCAUCACAUCUACCAGAGCACUGAGGCAAAGCUGGAGCGUGUGAUGAAAGCCAUCAGCCGAACCGAGAGCGAGGUCAAGAAGCUGGGUCUCGACACAGAGGAGGCUGUUCAAACCGAGCGUCAGAUCAAAGAGAAACUCAAGCUUAUUCAGGCUCAAAUGGAAAGUCUACAGGUCCAAGCCCAAGAGAACAAAGGCAUGGUCACCAGGGUGGAGCAGGAAGACGCGGAGCUAAAGAAAAAACUAACAGAUCUGGAAGAAAACUUAAACGGCUCUUUGCCAGACAAGAUCAAGGAUAAGACAGUUAAAAACACGACUCUUUUGAAGGAUCUGAUGAAGUGGGCAGAGGAACAGAAAAUCAAAUUGAAGAAUCAGACCCAGCAGCUGGCUGAGUUACAGAAACAGAAUGUGGUGUAACCGCUAAAGACAUUCCUGUAUGUCACCUGACUGUUUACCUGCGAGGAGAAGGAACUGUGAACUUCAUCGACACUCCAUUUAUGGCACUACAAACAAACUACUUCAUAUCUGCCAAUAAUUUCACAUUAACAUUGAGACUUAUUCAUGAC
Molecule: messenger RNA, 1003 nt
Organism: Triplophysa rosa
Lineage: Eukaryota; Metazoa; Chordata; Actinopteri; Cypriniformes; Nemacheilidae
Gene: angptl8
Product: angiopoietin like 8
Exons: 4
Coding region: 288-854 (188 amino acids)
Biological process (GO): triglyceride homeostasis; regulation of lipid metabolic process
Source: RefSeq, a predicted model, not a curated record